Messenger RNA from Rhododendron vialii, 468 nucleotides. Its product is annotated as auxin-responsive protein SAUR21-like. The coding region runs from base 1 to 468 and encodes 155 amino acids. The record is from RefSeq and is a predicted model, not a curated record. Gene Ontology annotation, biological process: response to auxin. NCBI's taxonomy places the organism in Eukaryota, Viridiplantae, Streptophyta, Magnoliopsida, Ericales, Ericaceae. The transcript has 3 exons.
AUGAAUGUUUUAGAGAAGGAUUUGAAGCUUGUGAUAGGUUUUAGACUUACUGAUGAUAUGCUUAUAUAUAGAUGGUCAAUGUUAUACCAGCAAGCAGUGGUACACUCCUUGCAACCCCACAACUUGGUUUCAAAGCACUGGAUUGGAUUGAAAGAAAUUAAAAUCAUGGGAAUCCGAUUUCUCGUUACUCUUCAGGCUAAGGUCCUUCUUCACCGAACUAUUUUUCCUGCAAGCCAAACAGCUCCCAAUGUUGCACACGUCCCAAAACACUAUUUAGCAGUUUAUGUUGGAGAGUCUCAGAAGAAAAGGUUUUUGGUUCCGAUAUCAUACUUGAACCAACCGUUGUUCCAAGAGUUGCUGCAUAAGGCUGAAGAAGAAUUUGGGUAUAGUCAUCCAAUGGGUGGUCUCACUAUUCCUUGCAGAGAAGAUACCUUCCUCGAUCUUACCUCUGUUUUGAAUGGAUUAUGA